GUAUCUCACAAACAUCCGCUGUAGCUUGCAGGAUUAUGAAAGCGUGAUUAGUGAAUACUUUUUAACUGCGCCAGCGGAUAGACGCAGACAGAUGGCCUGGUUUGGAUGGCUUAUUUAGGACCUAGGCUGGUACCGUCACGCGUCUUUCUUUCCGGUGUGUCCGCCUUAAGACUCGUCUCCUCUGCCGGGAUGGACGACAUGGGUCUGGCCAUGAGUCGUUCUUCGCUGGAGCGGCUCGAAUUUGACAACGUCGCCCUCAAGAAACUUCCCCUGGAUCCAUCCGAGGAGCAGGGGGUGCGGCAGGUGAAAGGAGCGUGUUUCUCCCGGGUGACACCACAACCGCUGACCAAGCCUCGGUUCGUGGCCGUGUCCCACCAAACUCUGGCACUGCUGGGGCUGGACGGAGAGGAGGUCGUGAACGAUCCUCUCGGGCCAGAAUAUCUCAGCGGAUCCAAAGUCAUGCCAGGAUCUGAACCCGCCGCUCACUGCUACUGCGGACAUCAGUUCGGACAAUUCGCCGGACAGCUGGGCGAUGGGGCGGCCUGUUACCUGGGAGAGGUGAAGGUUCCGUCUGGCCAAGAUCCCGAACUUCUCCGAGAAAACCCGAGUGGUCGGUGGGAGAUUCAGGUGAAAGGAGCUGGGCUGACCCCCUACUCCAGACAAGCUGAUGGCCGUAAGGUCCUGCGUUCCAGUAUAAGAGAGUUCCUGUGCAGCGAGGCGAUGUUCUUCCUGGGCGUGCCCACCACCAGAGCAGGCUCUGUAGUCACUUCUGACAGCAGGGUCAUACGUGAUGUGUACUACAACGGGCACGCUCGCCGCGAAAGAUGUUCUGUGGUCCUCCGCAUUGCUCCUACCUUCAUCAGGUUUGGAUCUUUUGAGAUCUUUAAGCCCGCCGAUGAGUUCACAGGUCGCCAGGGUCCCAGUUAUGGGCGCGAUGAGAUCCGAGGUCAGAUGAUGGAUUAUGUCAUUGAGAUGUUCUACCCUGAGAUCCAACAGAACUACCCAGAUCGGGUGGAGAGGAACGUAGCUUUCUUUCGAGAGGUGGUGCUUCGUACAGCUCGACUUGUGGCUCAGUGGCAGUGCGUGGGAUUCUGCCAUGGUGUCCUGAACACGGACAACAUGAGCAUCCUGGGACUCACGCUGGACUAUGGUCCAUACGGCUUCAUGGACAGAUUUGAUCCAGAUUUUAUUUGUAAUGCCUCGGACAACUCUGGACGAUACUCCUACCAAGCCCAGCCAGCUAUCUGUAGGUGGAACCUCGUAAAGCUAGCAGAGGCUCUUGCUCCAGAGUUGCCACCAGACCGGGCUGAGGCUGUACUGGAGGAGUACCUGGAUCUUUAUAACCGUUUCUACUUGGAGAACAUGAGGAAGAAGCUGGGUUUGCUGAAGAAGGAGGACCCUGAGGACGAGAUCCUGAUCACCAAACUGCUUCAGACAAUGCACAACACAGGUGCUGACUUCACCAACACUUUCCGUAGCUUGAGUUUGAUUUCUUGUCCCACUGAGGAAAAUAGUGAGGGAGAAGAGGACUCUGUCAAGAAAGCCACAGACCUCUUGAUUGAGCAGUGCGCCUCCCUAGAGGAGCUCAAGGCUGCUAACAAGCCCACGAUGGAUCCACGUGAACUGGCAAUGCUGCUUUCUAUGGCUCAGAGCAACCCAACACUGUUCCAGAUGAUCUCAGACAGAGCAACAAUUGCGAGGCAGUUAGAGCGACUCAGCAAACUAAAGGAUCUGAUGGAGACCACCCAGGAGGAGCUGAAAACCAAACAGGCAGAGGAUUGGACAUCCUGGAUCACUCAGUAUAGGAAACGUCUGGCUCGUGAGCUGGAAGGCCAGAGUGAUGUGCAGGCUGUGCAAGAGGAGAGAGUGAGGGUGAUGGACAGCACCAACCCUCGCGUGAUACUCAGAAACUACAUUGCCCAGAAUGCCAUAGAGGCUGCUGAGAAUGGGGACUUCUCUGAGGUCCAGCGUGUCCUCAAGGUUCUGGAGAAGCCUUUCUCUUCACAGCCAGGUCUGGAGCUCCCUGCGUGGGUCAGUGGAGGUGGGACCAGUGCAGAAGGAGAAAGGGAUGAAGGAGAGGAGCAACAGCAAGAAGCAACUACCUCUAUGCCCAGAAAUCCUGUGCCUUAUGACAGCAAGCCCCCAGCUUGGGCCAAUGAAAUCUGUGUCACAUGAUCUUCGUAGUAACUUCCUUGACUGUAAUCUCUCCUGCCUAAAAUAACAAGAGAGUUUCAAAGUGUUGAAAAAUAUUUUUUUCACAUUUUUAUAACUCUACAGCUACUGGACAACUUUGUUAUUUUAGCAGGCAGUUUCAGGAAAGUCGGCAUGAGGCACAGCACCUCACAGGCAAGCUGGAUGGCACAAAACAGACAGACAGCGUGUUGAGUUUGUUUCCACAAAAAAUACAAAUUCUAUAUAAAAUUUAGCAAUAUAUACGUUUUAAAGCUGUAAUAUCAGUUUUUUGUAUCCUUGUUUAACAUUUGAGUCAUCCUUAAAUAAGUGGAUGAGAUUUUAUAUAAAAUUUAUAUAUGAUAUUGUGCAGUUUAAGCAGUAUAUUUACAGAAACUCGGGUCAGAUUUCUUUUUCCUGUCUGUUUUGUGUUUAAUAAGCUAUUAAUGAUGAGUCAGGCAACAAGUCUUACAGUGGCCUGUCUGGCUCUGACAAACUGUGAGGUGUCACCUCGACAUAUACCAAAAAUAUGUGUGUGAGAGAGUGAAUGUGUUAUGAUGAUUUUAUAUCUGUGGCUAAAACUGUGUUACUGUACAUGAUUAGGAUGCCGCAGCCAACAAACACGCACAGUAUAAAGCAGAUAAGCACGCACAGUAUGUUUUCCUAUAUUAGAAAGCAUUUUCUUUUGCAGCUGUCAAGACAUUCAUAGAGCCACGGAUGUAAUUUACUUUUUUUUUGUUGUCUAGUAACUAAGUUUAGUGAAGGACAAACGAGAACAGGAUGUUGCGAUUUACUUUUUUCAGGUUGUGGCUACACAGAAAGAGGAAGUUAUUUGUAGAAUGUGCCACAAAAAAACUUUUUUUGUGCAAAGAGUAAAAGAGAGUCACAGCCAUUCAUAGAUUUGUAUUAACUGUACUGCAUACCCAGCAGCACUACUCAUCACAUGUUGCGCCUUUUUGGUGAAUAUGCAUUAUGUGAAAUGUCCGUUUGAGCUCUUCUAACCGAAUCAGUAAACUGAGUGCUCAAGAGUCUUUGUUUUUUUAUUUUACUUUGUGGCAUACCUGCAGUUCAGUUACAGAAGGAAACUCCACGUCCAUGUCUGUGUAACAUUUUAAUGUUGUCACUGUUUCUUAAUCUCUCAAAUAAUAAAUGUCCUCCUGUAUAAAUGUCACAGAGAACACGUGACCAUGUAA
This is a messenger RNA of Pelmatolapia mariae (spotted tilapia), 3362 nucleotides long. RefSeq names its product selenoprotein O1 (gene selenoo1). The transcript has 9 exons. The record is from RefSeq and is a predicted model, not a curated record. Lineage: Eukaryota; Metazoa; Chordata; Actinopteri; Cichliformes; Cichlidae.